CCGCAACGUCACUUAUGACACGUAUCCAAAAUGGCGGCCGCGACUAUGGAGACGUGGUGGGCCUUGAUGCUGUUAUAUUUGCUGCCUGUAGUCCAGACCUUCUAUGUUCCUGGAGUUGCUCCUCGGGACUUCCAUGACGGCGAGACAGUAGAUAUUAAGGCAGUGAAGCUGACCAGCUCCCGGACUCAGCUUCCUUACGAAUAUUACUCGCUGCCUUUCUGUAAACCAGAUCCCGUCAUCUACAAGGGAGAGAACCUGGGGGAGGUCUUGCGCGGUGACCGUAUUGUAAACACUCUCUACAAAGUUGAAAUGAACAACAACAAAAAAUGUGAGAUGGUGUGCAGCAGAAAAAAGCUCAGCAUCAAGGAGAGUCAGCUGAUCGCUGAGCGAAUCCAGGAGGAGUAUUAUGUCCACCUCAUUGCAGAUAACCUUCCAGUUGCCACCAGGUUAGAGUUUUACCCCAACAGGGAAGCAGGAGGAGAGGAGGAGCAAAAGAAGGAGGUGGCUAAAGACAUUCAGUUUGAACACGGUUACAGGAUGGGCUUCGUCGACAACAAGAAGUUUUAUCUGCACAACCACCUGUCCUUCAUCCUGUACUUCCACAGGGAGAAGCUGGAGGAGGGGCAGGCCCACAACUACAGGGUGGUACGAUUUGAGGUUGUGCCCCAAAGUGUCAAAGUAGAAGAUCUGAAGGCUGAAGAAACAAAGAUGACCUGCACCCUGCCUGAGGCCAGUGGCUCUGCUCCACAGGAGAUCGAUCCCACGAAAGAGAAUGAAGUCCUCUUCACCUACUCUGUCCACUGGGAGGAAAGCGAAGUGAAGUGGGCUUCUCGCUGGGACACGUACCUGACCAUGAGUGACGUGCAGAUUCACUGGUUCUCCAUAGUCAACUCUGUGGUGGUGGUCUUCUUCCUGUCUGGUAUUCUGAGCAUGAUCAUCAUCCGGACCUUGAGGAAGGAUAUUGCUAACUACAACAGAGAGGAUGACAUUGAGGAUACCAUGGAGGAGUCCGGAUGGAAGAACGUGCACGGAGACGUCUUCAGACCGCCUCAGUACCCCAUGAUCCUCAGUUCUCUGCUGGGCUCAGGGAUCCAGCUCUUCUGCAUGAUCCUCAUCGUCAUCUUUGUUGCCAUGUUGGGCAUGUUGUCCCCAUCCAGCAGAGGAGCUCUGAUGACUACUGCUUGUUUCCUCUUCAUGUUUAUGGGUGUGUUUGGUGGCUACUUUGCUGGCAGACUGUACCGCACACUGAAAGGCCAUCGGUGGAGGAAAGGAGCGUUUUGUACGGCGACUUUGUAUCCUGCAGUAGUUUUUGGGGUCUGCUUCAUUCUGAACUGUUUCAUCUGGGGGGAACACUCCUCUGGGGCGGUUCCUUUCACUACGAUGCUAGCCCUGCUGUGCAUGUGGUUCGGUAUCUCCUUGCCUCUGGUCUACCUGGGAUAUUACUUCGGCUUCCGGAAACAGCCGUAUGAUAACCCGGUGCGCACCAACCAGAUCCCACGGCAGGUUCCAGAGCAGCGCUGGUACAUGAACAAGUUUGUUGGAAUUCUCAUGGCUGGCAUUUUACCAUUUGGUGCCAUGUUCAUCGAGCUCUUCUUCAUUUUCAGUGCCAUCUGGGAGAAUCAGUUUUAUUACCUGUUUGGUUUCCUGUUCCUGGUCUUCAUCAUCCUGGUAGUGUCCUGCUCUCAGAUCAGCAUCGUGAUGGUUUAUUUCCAGCUGUGUGCGGAGGACUACCGCUGGUGGUGGAGAACCUUCCUGGUGUCGGGAGGCUCUGCGUUCUAUGUCCUUGUUUAUGCCAUCUUCUACUUUGUCAACAAGCUGGACAUCGUGGAGUUCAUCCCCUCCCUCCUGUACUUUGGUUACACCACCCUGAUGGUGCUGUCCUUCUGGCUGCUAACGGGCACGAUUGGCUUCUACGCCGCCUACAUGUUCAUCAGGAAAAUCUAUGCUGCCGUCAAGAUCGACUGAGUCAUGGCUGCUGCUGCUGUUCUCUUUGGUUUUUCUUUUUCUUUUUUUUGUUAGUUUUUCUCACUUUUUUUAAUAAGUGUAUUUUUUAUUCUUCGUGUCCAGCAAGCACUGACUUGCAUGCAGAGAAGGAGGGGGUGCAUUUUACAGUGCAACAGCCCCACCUACUGGCCUCCUGGUGGAACUACAGCAAGGCUGCAGCCAUGACACUGCUGUUUCUCUCCGUCAGGACAGAGGGAUUUGUCCUCUCAUGGGACAGUUUGUCUUCUGCCGCCUCAAUCACAGCGGGCCAAAACUCGUCAGAUGAUGGUUUCACCACAUAUUUGGUUUUGGGGGUUUUGUUCUCUUUUUCCAUCCAUGUCCUGAGUCUAACUUAUCCUGGUCUUUUGUUUUAUUUUUUGUUACUGCAGGAUUUCUAUGAAACGUCUUUCCAUCCUGCCAUGAGAAGCUGUUUUCUUCUAAUUUUCUCACAUGAGUGGUGUCUUUCAGCUGAUUCUGUCCUCAGAUUUGACCUGGUUUCAGUUCAGAGACUUUGUUAUGUUGAACUGAUGGAAAUAAUUCUGGGUUUUUACAUUGUGAAACAAGGAAAGGAAAAAUUAAAUGUUCUUUUAUUUUUAUUUCACUUUCCAUGUCCUGGUUUGACCGAGUUCCAGCUAUAAUCAGAAUACUUACUCCUCCUUCCAAACCAAUGGAUCUCUUAUUCUUUUAAAGUGUGAGUCCAUUACUGUAAAAAAUACAGAGUUGAAUAUUUGGACCAAAGGCCCCACAGCAGUGGACGAGUGGGUGCAGGCACCAGACACAUGACCUGAAAGACGAACUCCCCAUCCCAAACACACCUGCUGGUGAGCAGCAGUGAGUUAGCAGGGUUGGCCUGCUGAACUAUGCAGUAAUGAAGAGUUUUAAGGGUUAAAUUGGAGGGAAAUUUCUGUUUAAUCUGUAUGAUAUGGUUUUAUGUAUGAUCAGCUAACUUGAAAAGUGUGCUGCAGCCUGUGGUGGGAAUCUUCAUUUUCUCUGUUUUCUGGAGAGCGAGCAGACAUUUUCUGCUUCGGCCGUUCAUUCGUGCACGCUUUGGAAAUGCGAUGGAGAGAAGCAGCGAGGAAGGAGGACUCGAUGGGAAGUGUUGAUCAGAACCACGCAUCCACAUAAGGAAAGAACACACGCUCCUCCACUGCAGCGUCUCAUCCGACCAUCUGACGCCGUCACUGGCCAGAUGCUGGAGGUCUCUGCAGGAACUCCGCUCUCCUCAACAUGUCGGGGAAAGUUUCAGGAUUGCUGCGCAUGUCUGAAAACAGCUUUUUCCCUGACUUGAGUCCCUGGCUGCAGAGCACCGAUGUGUCGCCCACAUCGUUCUAAGAUCUGUGCAGUCGCGGCGCCGUGUUUGCACGAGUUGCACGUUUCGCCCCACUUUUCAAACUGUGAAAUAAAUUCAGAAACAUGGCUUCUUCAAGGAUCCCGUAGAGUUUUCCAGCUGCUACCUGUCUGUCAUUUUGUGAAACUCGCUAAAGGCAGUAAUGAGUGUGAACCAAACGUAGCUCGGUCCGAUUACAAGCAGCUCCAAGGUGCAGUAAUUAAAUCUAAAAACAGAAAAUGUGUUUUUGAGGUGUUGAAGUCAGGAUUGUUGACCAUGUAAGAUGGUGUUUAUGAUUCAUAUGUUAAACUGUGGAGCUGCUACAAAGUACAAAUGUCCAUGUGGUGCAGACUGCCUAGCUUGUCCCCCGUUAGCAUUCUUUCUGCUAAUGCCACUAACAAGCCUCCCACAGAGGCUUUUUAUAGAAGUCCUUAAAGCUCAGCUCAGAAAACUGUCAUUCCUUCAGCUUUCUGAUGAAAUCAUGUUUGCAUGAUGGAGGCCAGCAGCUGUUCAGAGACGAAGAUGUGCAAUGUGACCAGACAUGUUCUGACAACUUAUCUGCAGCCUUGGACCCGAUAUCAGGGAUAAAUGUUGGCUUUUGUUCCGUUAAAGCUACAGAAUUGUGAGCUAAGUCAUCAGACAUCAACACAGCAAGAAGGAACAUCACAAAAUGUCAAACUAACC
Melanotaenia boesemani (Boeseman's rainbowfish) is the source of this 3994-nucleotide messenger RNA. RefSeq names its product transmembrane 9 superfamily protein member 4 (gene tm9sf4). Gene Ontology annotation, biological process: protein localization to membrane. The transcript is spliced from 18 exons. Lineage: Eukaryota; Metazoa; Chordata; Actinopteri; Atheriniformes; Melanotaeniidae. Gene Ontology annotation, cellular component: membrane. The record is from RefSeq and is a predicted model, not a curated record. The coding region runs from base 31 to 1965 and encodes 644 amino acids.